AGAAGAAGAAGAAGUGACCUUCUACGAGGCGGAAGAUGUCAGCGCUGAAAAAGGUGUUACCAUGGCUACUACAGACUCACUGCUGUCUUUUCUUUGAGAAGGACUCAGACCAGAAGUAUUCAUCUUGGUCCCGCUCUCGAAAGUUCAAUGAAGGCAGACGCCUCCCUCCAGCCAGGAACAUGAAGGGCUUAUCGGGCAGCCGUUCCCAACACCAGAUUCCUUUACCCCAUGGCUUGGACUAUGACCCCCACGUCCAUGACCUCCACACUCACCAUGGCUCAGAAUCCCGCCACUCGUCCUACCUGCUCAGCCCCACAGAGAGCUGCCCCAUGGACUUCCACCACCGCUACUCACCCCGCAGCUCCAUCCACUCUGACUGCAUGAUGAUGUCCCCUGUCAUGAUGCCUCCAGCUGCUGCAUCGGACCACAUCUCCAGCAGCACCUUCCCAAGAAUGCACUAUAGCUCCCAGUAUUAUGACUCAGCCACACGGGACGACUGCGCUGCCAUCACAGCUUCUGCCACCUCCCCAGCUGUUGCUGCUGCUGCAGCUGCAGCAGCUGCAUCCUCCCACCACGCCGGCACCAAGAGCAACCGCCUUCCUGCUAACCUACUGGACCAGUUUGAGAAACAGCUGCCACUACACCGCGAUGGCUUCCACACGCUACAGUACCAGCGCACGUCCACCACUACUGAGCAACGCAGUGAGAGUCCUGGCCGUAUCAGACACCUUGUUCAUUCUGUUCAGAAGCUUUUCACAAAGUCCCACUCCCUGGAGGGAUCAUCCAAGAUGAAUGGCACAAAAGGUGAUAUUGUAGGAGGUGGAGGAGGAGGGGGUUAUUAUCAUCAUGGUCACCACUCCACCAAACACGGUAGCAAGAGGAGCAAGAGCAAAGAACGCAAGCACCGCUCUGGUGGCUGGUGGAGCUCAGACGACAACCUUGAUAGUGACAGCACCUACCGCACACCCAGUGUCAUGUCACGGCACCAUGGGGAACAUGUCAGCCACUGCUACCCAGAUUCCAUGCACAGCCACCACUUUGGAGACCUGUCACUCAAGACCUCUAAGAGUAACAAUGAUGUCAAGUGUUCAGCCUGUGAGAGCAUGGCCAUGGCACCUGAGGGCAAAUUCAUGAAGAGGAGCUCCUGGUCGACACUAACAGUCAGCCAGGCAAAGGAGGCUUAUCGGAAGUCAUCGCUUAAUUUAGAGAAACCCAUGAUGCACAUGGAUCACAAACCUUCGCGGACAUGCCACUACCUGCAGGUGCCCCAGGAUGAGUGGAGUGGAUACCCAGGUGAUAAAGAUGAGGAGAUCCCAUGUCGACGGAUGCGAAGCAGUAGCUAUGUCAAAGCUAUGGGCGAGGUGGAUGAUGAGAGCGGGGACUCUGACGCCAGUCCUAAGACCUCUCCACAGAAGGCCAUUCGGCCGGAUGCUCUUGUCCUCAAAUCAGCCAUGCAGAGACAUCAUUUAGACUCCCACAGCCAGGGCUACCACUUGCAAACCACAAGAGAUAUGCGGCCUCAUCCUAGUGUCACGCUGGACCCUGCCACCACCUUUCAUCCCCCACCCUUCCGCUCUCGCAACCAGAGCUACAUGCGUGCCGUCAGCACCCUCAGUCAGGCUAGCUGCGUCAGCCAGGUGAGUGAGACUGAGAUCAAUGGCCAGUUUGAGUCAGUUUGCGAGUCCGUUUUUAGUGAAGUAGAAUCCCAGGCCAUGGAGGCCUUGGACCUGCCUGGUUCGUUCCGCACUCGAAGCCACAGUUACCUCCGUGCAAUUCAGGCUGGUUAUUCCCAAGAUGACGACUGCUUGCCUUCAAUGACAUCCUCCACUGUCACUUCAACUCUCAGAUCCACAACAGGGAUUCAGUUUCGUCUCCCUACUUCGUGCAGUGUGGACCGAGCUCAUCCACCUCCAGCGGUAUCAUAUCCUCCCAGUUACAAGAAGACACCACCUCCUGUGCCCCCGCGCACCACCACCAAGCCUCUUAUCUCUGUGACAGCCCAGAGCAGUACAGAGUCCACCCAAGAUGCCUACCAGGAGGGCAGGCAUCCACGCGGCGGUCUGUGGACCACGGAUAGCCUCGGCCGUCCCAUCUACAGUUCCACGGACAGCCUAGACAGCACCAAGGCGGUCACCAUGGCCAUGGAGUCAGCAGCAGGCAAGAGGCAUGCAUCUUUAGGCAGCCAUAGCUCCGUUCAGACAUGCGACAAAGCAGUGCUGGUGUCCAAGGCCGAGGAGUACCUCAAAACCCCACGUUCCUCCAUUGGGAUACAGGUGGAAACUGUCACAGACUCUGAGACUGAGAGUAAAGGCCUUCCUCAGUUCCAUUCUAUAGGAAUCCAGGUGGAAGACCAUAAACGGCAUGGAAGGUUCAAGCGCUCUAAUAGUGUGACCACUGCAGUGCAAGCAGACAUGGAGCUGGAGGGCUUUCCCUCAAUGGAAGACAAAGGUUUGCAGUUUGGGGGCGGCUUUGGCCGCCACUCUGAGCCCAGCACACCGACACAGUACGGAGCCAUCCGUACGGUGCGCACACAGGGUCUGUUCAGUUACAGGGAGGACUACCGGCCUUCCAGCGGGCCACCCAGCCCACAACCUGAACCCUGGCUGGUCGAGCCGAGCCUGGAGAGCACUGAAACAGGCCGAGUGUCUCCCCUUCGCAGGGACGGCAGCUGGUUCAUGCAGCUCCUUCACAAUGAAACCAAGCGGAUGGAGGGAUGGUGUAAAGAGAUGGAGAGAGAGGCAGAGGAGCAUGACCUGACAGAGGAGAUCUUAGGAAAAAUCCGAAGUGCAGUUGGAAGUGCUCAGCUACUAAUGUCUCAAAAGUUUCAGCAGUUUUACUGGCUAUGCCAGCAGAAUCUGGACCCCAGUGCCAUGCCCAGACCCACAUCUCAGGACCUGGCUGGAUUCUGGGACCUUUUGCAGCUUUCCAUCGAUGACGUCACUGCCAAGUUUGAUGAGCUGCAGCAGAUCAAGAGCAACCAGUGGCAGCUAGUGGAGAGCCCAGAGAAGAAGGAGCGGAAGUGGCCACCACCUCUGCCAAAGCGGCCAUCCAAGGGGCGUGGCGCUAUGAUGCGGGAGCGCUCUCUGGACCUUCAGGACCGCCAGCGACAGGAAGCCCGCAGACGCCUCAUGGCUGCCAAACGGGCAGCUUCUUUCAGACAGAACUCAGCCACAGAGAGGGCAGACAGCAUUGAGAUCUACAUCCCUGAAGCCCAGACACGGCUUUGA
Stegastes partitus (bicolor damselfish) is the source of this 3227-nucleotide messenger RNA. Its product is annotated as disks large-associated protein 2-like. Gene Ontology annotation, molecular function: molecular adaptor activity. The record is from RefSeq and is a predicted model, not a curated record. Gene Ontology annotation, biological process: signaling. Gene Ontology annotation, cellular component: postsynaptic specialization; glutamatergic synapse. The transcript is spliced from 13 exons. The coding region runs from base 36 to 3227 and encodes 1063 amino acids. NCBI's taxonomy places the organism in Eukaryota, Metazoa, Chordata, Actinopteri, Pomacentridae.